AUAAUGUGGUGCGACUGGGACAUUGAGCCCAAUCUAUAUACCGCAACAAUCGCUAUUCACUGGAAACCGGGAGUGUUAGCACAUUCCACAGCAUCAGCUGGGUCCAUCUUCCAAAAAUGACGAACAUUGUCUGACUAAAACGAUCAUCUCGCCAUUUCCCCCCAAUCCAGUAUGAAAGAUUCUUAUAUUCCCUCCAAUCUGAAAUAAAGUCCCCUGAUUCACACUCUUUCUCUCUCCUCCCUGCAGCAGUGACGCUUCUCCAUUGAAUUUGUAGAAAAUUCUGCAAAAAUUGAAGAAAAUCAAAAGCCAAAAUGUCGGCGAUUUGUAAUCGCAGUAGAGUGUCGUCGUGUUUGAUCAAACGAUUGAAGUAUCAUAUUGCGAUGGUUUCGAAUCGCAGAUCGUUUACUACUUCUGAAGGUCAUCGUCCUGCUAUAGUCAACAAGCGUAGUCUGGACAUUCUUCAUGAUCCUUUGUAUAACAAGGGGACUGCAUUUUCCAUGACGGAACGCAACAGGCUCGAUCUCCGUGGACUUCUUCCACCAAAUGUUAUGACUACUGAGCAGCAAAUUGAUCGAUUUAUGGCGGACCUAAGGAGACUUGAAACACAAGCGAAGGAUGGACCAUCUGAUCCCAAUGCUUUAGCUAAAUGGAGAAUACUCAACCGACUACAUGACAGAAAUGAGACUAUGUACUAUAAAGUUUUAAUUGCAAAUAUCACAGAAUAUGCUCCUAUCGUGUACACUCCUACAGUUGGCCUUGUCUGCCAGAAUUACAGAGGGUUAUAUAGAAGGCCACGAGGAAUGUAUUUUAGCUCUGCUGAUCGUGGAGAAAUGAUGUCAAUGGUAUACAACUGGCCUGCGGAACAGGUCGAUAUGAUAGUUGUUACUGAUGGUAGUAGAAUUUUGGGACUUGGAGAUCUAGGAAUUCAGGGCAUUGGAAUAGCAAUUGGGAAGUUAGAUCUAUAUGUUGCUGCUGCAGGGAUAAACCCACAAAGAGUAUUACCAGUGAUGAUUGAUGUGGGAACCAAUAACGAGAAGCUUCUUAAGGACUCUCAGUAUCUGGGAGUGCAAGAACACCGUCUUGAGGGGGAGGAGUACCUUGCAGUCAUUGAUGAAUUCAUGGAGGCUGUUUAUACGCGUUGGCCGCAUGUCAUUGUGCAGUUUGAAGAUUUCCAGACUAAAUGGGCUUUCAAGUUGUUACAGCGUUACAGGCAUAAUUACAGAAUGUUUAAUGAUGAUGUACAGGGGACAGCAGGUGUUGCAAUUGCUGGGCUUCUGGGAGCUGUAAGGGCUCAAGGAAGGCCAAUGGUUGACUUUCCUAAGCAAAAAAUUGUUGUUGCUGGGGCUGGAAGUGCAGGUGUAGGGGUUCUUAAUGCUGCCAGGAAAACAAUGGCAAGGAUGUUGGGGAAUAACGAGGCUGCUUUUGAAAGUGCAAGGAGUCAAUUCUGGGUGGUUGAUGCAAAGGGACUGGUCACGGAGGAGCGUGAAGAUAUAGACCCAGAAGUCCGCCCAUUUGCGUGGAAGGCAAAUGAAAUUAGCCGCCAAGGGUUAAAGGAAGGGGCAAGCCUGGUUGAAGUGGUCCGGCAAGUAAAGCCUGAUGUACUUCUUGGAUUGUCUGCGGUUGGGGGUUUGUUCUCAAAAGAGGUCUUGGAAGCACUUAAGGGCUCAACAUCAACGAGGCCUGCAAUCUUUGCAAUGUCAAAUCCUACAAAAAAUGCUGAAUGCACCCCUGAGGAAGCGUACUCUAUAGUAGGUGACCACAUAAUAUAUGCAAGUGGAAGCCCAUUCAAAAAUGUGGAUCUUGGAAAUGGCAGGAUUGGGCACGUUAACCAGGGAAAUAACAUGUACCUUUUUCCUGGGAUUGGACUAGGUACCCUUCUCUCGGGCUCUGAGAUUGUCUCAGAUGGCAUGUUACAGGCUGCUGCUGAGCGCUUAGCUGGAUAUAUGACCGAAGAGGAGGUGCUCAAUGGUGUUAUCUAUCCUUCCACGUCAAGAAUACGUGACAUCACUAAAGAGGUAGCCGCAGCCGUAGUGAAAGAAGCUAUACAAGAGGACCUUGCAGAAGGCUACCGUGGCAUGGAUGUUAGGGAACUUCAGAAACUAAAUGAGGAGGAAAUUCUGGAGUAUGUAGAGAACAACAUGUGGUACCCAGAAUACCCUACGUUAGUGUACAAGUAGCACUGAAACCAUAAUUUAAGUGCAAAGGAGAAAAUGCUUAUUGUAUUAGACACUGGAGAAGCAGGCGCUGCAAGCCUGGCUUUCGAGUUUCGACACAGUUGUCAUCUUCUCCGAUUUGUAUAAUUGUAUUGCUUGUUUGAAAGGAGCGACUGUCUUUGGACUGUGGUCUCUUAUAUUCUGAUGUAGUAGUGAUUUCAUGCCAUUCUUGCUUCUCCAUUCCAUUUCAAGUCCGUUUUUGGGAACAUGGCUUUGAACUGUAGAGGACGCCAAAGUCGCCAAUGGUGGCAUAUUAAUUGUAUGUAAAAUGUUGGUUAUCAUAAGAGCUACCACAUAUUACUUUA
Molecule: messenger RNA, 2518 nt
Organism: Spinacia oleracea (spinach)
Lineage: Eukaryota; Viridiplantae; Streptophyta; Magnoliopsida; Caryophyllales; Amaranthaceae
Product: NAD-dependent malic enzyme 65 kDa isoform, mitochondrial
Exons: 19
Coding region: 312-2177 (621 amino acids)
Biological process (GO): pyruvate metabolic process; malate metabolic process
Cellular component (GO): mitochondrion
Molecular function (GO): NAD binding; malate dehydrogenase (decarboxylating) (NAD+) activity
Source: RefSeq, a predicted model, not a curated record